This is a messenger RNA of Cavia porcellus (domestic guinea pig), 8334 nucleotides long. It is a transcript of the gene Golga3, whose product is annotated as golgin A3. The record is from RefSeq and is a predicted model, not a curated record. NCBI's taxonomy places the organism in Eukaryota, Metazoa, Chordata, Mammalia, Rodentia, Caviidae. The transcript has 25 exons. Bases 471 to 5000 code for a protein of 1509 amino acids.
GUCUGGAUUUCUGUCAGAGCUGGUCCAAUUAAUGUGGUAGUUGUUUGUACCAAGGAAAAGGCCACAAAAUCUUACUGUCACUUUCUGAAGUCUUCGUUGGAUUGUCUGGGGUGAGCUUGAUACUGACCCUGGGCGGGGGUAGUUUCUAGUGAGCAGGCAAAGACAGUUUCUGUUCCGGAACGGAGGCCACGCGCCCAGGUUGUUUCCGGAGACCUGAGGCCGUCGCACCGCCGCGCCCCGCCCCUGGCUCGGCCACGUCUCUCUGGAGCUACCCGGACAGCCACCCGAUAUCAUGAUACUGGUUGGUUGGACUGCAAGCCAUGUGUGAAACUUUAAAUUUUGCCCUGAAAAUGGAACAUAGAGUGAAGGUCUUUCUGGGAGCUCUGGGCUGUUGCUGAUGGCAGAAACUGCACUCCUCCUGAGGUCACUUGUAGUCCUUCAUUGUCUGCUCAGCUUGGGCCGUCCUGACCAUGGAUGGUGUAUCAGCCAAGUGUGAUGGCCUCUUGGAAGACAGAUCCAGCAGCGACACCUCAGCUUGCCCCGAGGCCCUCCUGACUCCCCAGGGCCCACUGGCACUGCCUGACCAGCCGGAUGAAGUCCAGUGUGCCAGUGUUGAGGUAAACAGAGCUCCUGAGGAAAUAGAACGCCUGGACACACCCGGGCAGGGGCAACUCUGCCAGAAUGGGUCCACACCGCAGUUCCCAGAGUCUCCAUUAUUUCUUGAUCCCACCACAAGCCCAGUGGGUGCUGAUGCCUCUCCAGGUGUGGCUGGUUUCCAUGACAACCUAAGGAAGUCCCAGGGAACUAGUGCUGAGGGCAGUGUUAGAAAAGAAGCUUUGCAGUCUCUCAGACUCAGUCUUCCCAUGCAAGAAACGCAACUGUGUCAUCUGGGUUGGAGUCUCACCUGUGAGAAAGAUAACAUCGCCAGCCCCAUCUCCACAGGCUCCACAGCAUCUUCACUGCCCCUGGAGAAGGAGGAGCAGGUCCGACUCCAGGCCCGGAAGCGCCUGGAAGAGCAGCUCCGGCAGUAUCGUGUGAAGCGCCAGCAGGAGCGAUCCAGCCAGCCUUCAACAAAAAUGAGACUCUCUAGCACUCUUGAUCCUGAGCUCAUGUUGCACCCAGAAAACUUGCCAAGGGCCAGUACCGUAGCUAUGACAAAAGAGUACUCCUUCCUGCGCACCAGCGUCCCUCGGGGGCCCAAGGUGGGCAGCUUAGGGCUGCUGACACAUGCCAAGGAUAAAAAGAGUUCCAAAUCAAGCAAAAUCCGGUCUCUGGCUGAUUAUAGAACUGAAGAUGGAAGUGUUUCCAGUGGCCUUGCUCCUGCUGCCAACUCUGUUGUGAGCUCCCUGAAGCAGAGCAGGGGCAGCACCUCAGUAGUGUCUGAGGUCAGCCCAUCUCCCGAGACUGAUGGCCGUCUUAAGAAUGCCUCACUGACUGGGGACAGUGUGUCAGAGGCUGAUGGGAAUGAGAGUGACAGCUCUUCACAUAGCAGCCUCUCUACCCGUGGGACCUACUGUGUCCUGGAAAAUGUGGUCACACAGGGAGCUGCCUACUUGGUCAAUGGCCAGGAGAUUGCCACGGAGGCUCUGGGCCAGUUCCCUUCUAUUAAAGAUGUCCUCCAGGCUGCGGCAGCUGAGCACCAAGACCAGGGACAGGAGGUCAACGGUGAAGUGAGGAGCCGCAGAGACAGUAUCUGCAGCAGUGUGUCCAUGGAGAGCUCCCUUGCUGAAGCACAGGACGAAAUGUUGCAGGUUCUUAAAGAAAAGAUGAGACUUGAAGGACAGCUGGAGGCUUUAUCACUAGAGGCCAGUCAGGCACUUCAGGAAAAGGCAGAAUUGCAAGCCCAACUGGCUGCCCUGCACACCAGGCUGCAGGCCCAGGUGGAGCGCAGCCAAAGUAGCCAGCAGAAACAAGACUCCCUCAGCUCCGAGGUGGACACUCUCAAGCAGUCCUGUUGGGACCUGGAGCGGGCUAUGACAGACCUGCAGAACAUGUUGGAAGCCAAGAAUGCCAGCCUGGCUUCCUCGAACAAUGACCUGCAGGUGGCAGAGGAACAGUACCAGAGGUUGAUGGCCAAAGUUGAGGACAUGCAGAGAAGCAUCCUCAGCAAGGACAACACAGUACACGACCUCCGACAGCAGAUGGCGGCCCUGCAGAGUCAGCUCCAGCAAGUGCAGCUGGAACGCACAACGCUGACCAGUAAGCUGCAGGCUUCGCAGGCUGAGAUCGCCUCUCUGCAGCAUGCCCGGCAGUGGUACCAGCAGCAGCUGGCCCUAGCCCAGGAAGCCCGGGUCAGACUGCAGGGUGAGGUGGCCCACAUCCAGGUUGGACAGAUGACCCAGGCUGGUCUUUUGGAGCACCUGAAGCUUGAGAACGUAUCCCUAUCCCAGCAGCUGACAGAGACACAGCACAGAUCCAUCAAGGAGAAGGAGCGCAUAGCUGUGCAGCUCCAGAGCAUCGAGGCUGACAUGUUGGAUCAGGAAGCAGCCUUUGUGCAGAUUCGAGAGGCAAAGACAAUGGUGGAAGAGGAUCUCCAGAGGAGGCUGGAAGAGUUUGAGGGUGAACGAGAAAAACUGCAGAAGGUGGCUGACUCAGCAGUGGCCCUGGAGCAGCAAUUGGAACAGGUGAAACUGACUCUGCAGCAGCGAGACCAGCAGCUCAUGGCACUGCAGCAGGAGCACCUGGGCCUGGUGAAACAGCUUACUUCGGCACAGGAGGCCCUGCAGGCCCGAGAACAAUCCCUCAACGAUCUGCACAUCCGCUAUGAUGAGCUGCAGGCACGGCUGGAGGAACUACAGGGGGAGGCUGCCACCAGGGAGGACACAGUCCGCUUCCUGCAGAAUGAGAAGAUUGUCUUAGAGGUGGCUCUGCAGGCAGCCAGGAGUGGCAAGGAGGAGCUUGACAGGGGAGCAAGGCACUUGGAAGAAGGUACUCAGGAGACAUCAGGACUUUUAGAGCAGCUGAGACAAGAGCUGGCCGUCAAGUCCAGCCAGGUGGAGCAUCUGCAGCAGGAGAUGACCUCCCUGAGAAAGCAGACACAGAAAGUGAAGGAGCAGUUCCUUCAGCAGAAGGUGAUGGUGGAAGCCUAUCGGCGGGAUGCUACAUCCAAAGACCAGCUCAUCAGUGAACUGAAGACCACAAAGAAGCGGCUGGACUCAGAGAUGAAGGAGCUGAGGCAGGAGCUAAUCAGGCUGCAGGGGGAGAAGAGGACUGUGGAGGUAGAGCAUUCACGUUUGCAAAAGGAAGUGUCCCUGACCCACCAGCAGAUGGCUGAGCUCCAGGAGCACCUCCAGUCAGCACAGAAGGAGCGGGAUGAGAUGGAGAUGCACCUGCAGUCUUUGCAGUUCGACAAAGAGCAGAUGAUCACUCUUACAGAGGCCAACGAGGCACUAAAGGAGCAAGUAGAAGUGCUGCAGCAAGAGGCCAAAAAGGCCAUCACAGAGCAGAAACAGAAGAUGAAACAGCUGGGCUCGGAUCUGACCAGUGCCCAGAAGGAGAUGAAGACAAAGCACAAGGCCUAUGAGAAUGCUGUGAGCAUCCUCAGCCGCCGUUUGCAGGAGGCCCUGGCUGCCAAAGAGACUGCAGACACAGAGCUGAUCCAGCUGAGAGCCCAGAGCACCAGCAGUGGCAGUGACCCUGUCCUACAUGAGAGGAUCCGGGCCCUGGAAAUGGAGCUGCAGAGCGUCGGCCAUAGCAAGCUGAUGCUGGAGAAGGAGCUGCAGGAGGUGAUUGCCAUGACGAGCCAGGAGCUAGAGGAGUCCCGGGAGAAGGUGCUAGAGCUGGAGGACGAGCUUCAAGAGUCCAGAGGCUUCAGAAAGAGGAUAAAGCGCCUAGAGGAAUCAAAUAAGAAGUUGGCUCUUGAGUUGGAACAUGAGAGAGGGAGACUCACAGGCCUCGGACAGUCAAAUGCAGCCCUGCGGGAACACAAUAACAUCUUGGAAACAGCCCUAGCCAAGAGAGAGGCAGACCUGGUUCAGCUGAAUCUCCAGGUGCAGGCAGUUUUGCAGCGUAAAGAGGAAGAGGACCGCCAGAUGAAGCAGCUCAUCCAGGCUUUGCAAGCCUCAUUAGAGAGAGAGAAGGUGGAAGUGAGCAGCCUCAAGGAGCAGGUGGCUGCUGCCAGGGUGGAAGCUGGCCAUAACCGUCGCCACUUCAAGGCUGCCACCAUGGAACUGAGCGAGGUGAAGAAAGAGCUGCAAGCCAAGGAGCACCUGGUACAGACGUUGCAGACCGAGGCUGAUGAGCUGCAGAUUCGCGAGGGAAAACACUCUCAGGAGAUAGCACAGUUCCAGGCAGACCUGGCAGAGGCCCAUACCAAGCUCCAGCUCCUGCAGCAACAGCUGGAUGAGCAACUGAGUCAACAGCCUGUGGGGAGCCAAGAGAUGGAAAAUCUCAAGUGGGAGCUGGAUCAGAAGGAUCGAGAGCUCCAGUCCGUGAGGCAGCAGCUGGACCUAUCAGAGCAGCAGGGCAGGAAGGAGCUGGAAGGAACACAGCAGCUGCUACAGAAUAUCAGGUCUGAGCUGGAGAUGGUGCAGGAAGACCUGUCCACGACCCAGAAGGAUAAAUUCAUGCUCCAAGCUAAAGUAUCUGAGCUAAAGAACAACAUGAAGACUCUACUUCAGCAAAACCAGCAACUCCACCAGGAUCUCCGCCGAGGCAUGGCCAAGAGGAAAGAACCAAAGAAUGAAGCCAGCUCUUCCAGCCCAGCAACACCCAUCAAGAUCCCUGACUGCCCUGUCCCUGCCUCACUGCUAGAGGAGCUGCUGAGACCUCCACCCACUGUCAGCAAGGAGCCUCUUAAGAACCUAAACAGCUGUCUGCAGCAGCUCAAGCAGGAGAUGGACAGCCUGCAGCGGCAGAUGGAGGAGCACACCAUCACUGUGCAUGAGUCCCUGUCCUCCUGGACCCAGGUGGAAACCCCCGCAGCAGAGCAUGCCCACCCCCGGGGAGAUACCCAGCAGCAGGGUCAUGGCAGGAUACCCAAAGAAGGCCUGGAGCAGUGACACUAACACCAUCAAGGGCAACAUGGAACUGCGUGAAGGAAUGUGCCAUUUCCAAUAUUUAUUUAAUUAUAUGCUCUUCGUUUUCCUGAGAGUUGAAAAUUUUAAGUUUUGCUUUUACCUUUAAUGAGUAAAAUAACAGAGUAAGAGAGCCAAGGAUUAAAGAAAUAGUCAUUGGGAACCACAGCUAACUUUUCUCAUAAAAUGACCAAAUCUUAGAAGCCCCUUAAAUUUAGAGUUGAAGAGAGAGUUUCUGGAUGUCUGUCUGGUGGGUUUUGUGCAAGAGGAGGUAUCAAUAAGUAUGGGCGACACUUGUACCCCAACUGUUUCCUGGUGGAGGCUUUUCAGGACAGGGUGUCUGGGCAAGAACUGCCAGGCAGCUGAACUGCUGAUGGGAGAACCAUCCCACUUAGCAAGAGCUUUAGUUUCCUGCUGAAAUGUUUGAUUGCACUCUUUUUUUUUUUCAAUAGCCAUCCUACUGUAGGAUGUGUAUAUAAGAAUUGAAAAUCAUAAUCUUAUACAAGCAUAAGCAUAUAUUAUUUAAGAAAGACCUGAUUAUCUUUUCAUUGAUUGCCAUUUGAAAAUUUGCUGUUCAGAAAUAAUGUAUAUAUAGGAUUUAAGGUUGUCAGUCAAAAAACUAUAUUUUAAGAAGUAUAUUUUAUUUACUGUACCUUCUAAAGCCAAAAUUCUUGCACAGAAAAGAUUCUUUGAGCUGGGUGUGGGUGGCACACACCUGUAAGCCCAGCACGUGGGAGGCGAAGGCAGGAAAAUCACCUCGUUUUUUUUUUUUUGGUGUUUUUUGUUUUUAUCGGUACCAGGGAACGAACUCACGACUGCCUGCUUGCAAGGCAGGCGCUUAUGCCGCUGAGCUAAAUCCCCAGCCCCGUCACCUCGAGUUUGAGGCCAGCCUAGGCUACAUAGUGAGUCCAGGCCAGCCUAAACUACAUACAGAUACCCUGUCUUUAAAAAAAAAAAAAAAAUAUAUAUAUAUAUAUACAUACAUACAUACAUACAUAUGUAUAUAUAUUCUUUGUUAUUUUCUUUUCACUUUUUUCUGGAGGUCUUUUCUUCCUGCCCAAUCUCUUCAUCAGUUUAUAGCGUUGGCCUGUCAGGCUGCUGACCUGCUGUGGUCCACUUUGGUUAAAUGCUGAUCAGGUGAAAUGAGGACACAAAGGUCCGCACAGUGACCUGUCAUGCAGGCAAGAGUAUGGGAGAAAGCAGAGGAGGAGGAGAGCCUGACCCUCGUGUGGACUGUAGGCCUCCUGUGACGGUGUUCACCAGGACCUGUGACACAGAUGCUAGCGUCCCCUGGAGUCAACUGUGAGGUCUGGAGAAACUCGCAGGUGCCACGGGCAAGGUCCCUGCAGUUUCCUCAGAGUAGGACCUCAGAGUCUGAUGCUUUAUUUAAGAUCCACACCAAGCAUGACAGUUUCCGGCGUAAGGAUCUAACGCGGUAGAGUCUGGCUGGGAAAGACGAGGUCUUUAAUUCCCCAACCUCCACCCCCAGUUUACUAAGAAAAUCUAAUACAGUACUUACUGUUGCAGGUUAGAAGGAGGGAGGUCCAGGACCCUCUGACAAUGAGGCUUUGGAGUUACUGCUGAUCAGGCCCAGUGUGCUGUCAGUAGAGUAGAUUGCUUGUAUCUAUUUUGUGGAGAAAACAGCAAGGAAUUUUUAAGCUGUUUGUGUUCUUUUGUAAUACACUGUUAGAAGGCUAGUUGAUAUAGUUAAAGUGGUUAACCACAAAGAUGUUUGGUGGUUAAAAAAAAAUUCCCUAGAAGUAUUGUAAUUUCUUAAAUGUAUAUAUUAUUUGUACAGGGUUAAUCUUGAAGAAACACUUGAAAACUUCAUUAUAAAUAUAUCCUACUUUUUGUCUAUGUUGGACAUUUUUUUGACUAAACUGUUCUUAUACCAUUAGAAAAGAGAAAUGGUAAUUCACCUUAUUUAUUUUGGUUAUAUUAUCUUUUGUUUUAGUCCUACACCAGAAGUAGCCCUUGCGCACAUUCUGUGGCAAGAGCUGCCUUCUCCCGAGCCACCGUGCUUUCCUCUGGGGAAAGAGUAGGCUAUCCUGACUCCUCCAUUUAGGAAGAGCAGCCCCUUGGCUCUGCAGCCCUUUGUCCCUUGCACCUGGCUCCACCACCAGCCUGUACCAGCCCCAUUGCCUGGCGCUCUUGGUUCCAAGGGCCUGGCUGUCCUGGCCCUAGCCUUGUCUGUGUUGGUUUUGAGCAUGCUUAUAGUGCUGGACCUAAGGCCCUGUGCUCAAGCUGGUGCUGCUUGUCUGCUUCCUUGCAAAGUUGUCUUGAAGAGAGAUUGGGUUUGUAAACGGUCCGCUUUUGAUUGCUGAGGGGUUUUUCCUAUCUCCAGAGGACUCUCCUGUGCUUCAUCCUCCCAGAGCUAGAUUCUUCAGGAACUCCAAAGAUUGUGCUUGUGGGCAGAAGUAGGGGUUUUGAGAUUCACUCAUGGGAGACUAGGCAGGCCUGGAGUAGUUACUGCGUGAGACAGCUUUCCAUUGCAGUGGAUGUGUGUGUGAUUCAGGAACACACUGUGUCAUCUCCUGUUGCAGGCAGUGUUGGCUUGGGGACUUAGGAUGUUACUUGUUUUUCUUAUGUUCAAAAAAUUUAUUUUGGUUUGGUUUUCAUCAAGUUUUUUUCAUGAUAUAUGUUAGGUCAAUGCCACGGAUCUCACAGAUUUAUACACCUUUGCUCCACUUUUCGGAAGAAGUAACAGGCAGUGUUUUUGUAGUGUAUGAACCACUCAGGUCUGGGUCCAAGGAACAGGGUUGGCUCCUAAGAAGACAGCAUAGGACACCACAUCAGGAAGCUUAUAAUAAACUCUUUCUCAGUUUAAACGUCUUUUCCUUGGUAUAGGGAUACUACAAAUGCUGUGACCCUACAAAAUAACAUACAUUAUUCAUAUUUCCAUGAAUUUUUUUUAACAAAAAUUUAAGUGUUGUGUGUAAAGAUUCUGGAAGUAAAAGGGAACUGCAUAUUUGAAAGGGAACUGUCAUGGGGCAUUCCUUUCAGAGGCCCCUGAUGUAAAUAACUCUGUGGUGUGUCUCACUCUAUUUCAGUCUAUGGCUUUGGAUAGGAUGCUUGAGGGCUGUCUUCACAUGUCUCAAAAAUUCAGUGGUUUUGAUUACCCAUUUCUGGUAAAAAAAAAAAAAAAAAAAAAAAAAAAAAACUCACAAAAUAGAGUUGAUAAGACUGAUGCAGUUCUGGGAAAGGGUGUCACCAUGUGUAACAGUUUGUACCUUUAAAAAGCAUGUUGAUUUUUUUAUGAAUAUAAAUGUGCUUGGGAAUUCCUUAAAUUUUGUGCAAUAAACUAUUUUUGGUAAAGGUU